Molecule: messenger RNA, 741 nt
Organism: Symbiodinium sp. CCMP2456
Lineage: Eukaryota; Dinophyceae; Suessiales; Symbiodiniaceae
Source: the annotation of a GenBank genome assembly
AUGGGCCUGCAUAAGGAGCGGCUCUGCGACACGGAUGCCACAGCAGUAACACCAGAGCUGGUCCGGCGAGAAGAGGCUGGGCAGCGCCCUUCUCUCACUGCCAUUGCCAGAAGCAGGGCUACGCUGGGCGUGGAGUGGAGCGAAGCGUGCUCCAGCCUUGGUGCGUCGGCCCUCUCGCGCGCCCUGGAGACCACGGCACCAACCGUCUGGGUGGCAUUCAUAGCCAUGCGGAGUGGGUGCCUCUGCACGGCCUACUGGUUCGGGCUCGGCUUCCUCAGUGUGGUGACCACAACCUCCGUCGGAGUGGGGGCACCCCGGGUUAAGUCCGAGGACUCCUGGGCUCUGGACGUGGAGGUUGACUUCGCCAACACCUUGCUCCGGCUCCGCGUGGUGGUGUCCGGCAGCAACAAGGCUAAGGAAGUCCUCAAAAAGGUGCGGUCUCGGACGGGCUACGCUCUGUCGAGCUUGUCGCUGGUCCCAGGGGCACUCCUUUGCCACCUGAGGACCCCCUGCCUCCACGUGCAGGAGGGCACCAGCUUGCUCCACGCCACAGCGUCGCCGCAGGAGGCGACUCCGGUUGAAUACCAGGGGCCUCCCAUCGUCUCGCCAGAUCUUCGCUUCUGCAUGGCAUGCCGCGUCCGCACCGCGACGCUGGAGCACAUGCAAGCCCACAUGAUGACAAGCGAGCACGUGGCCCGUGUGGCCGAGUACGUCACGGCCUUCAUGGACUUGGAGUCCUAA